GUUGAUGCAAAUAUUUUCUAGAGUACAACAUCUAAAUGAAAAAACAGUAAAACCCACCAUGCCAUUUGCUCCAAUUGGCUCAAGAUUGUUUAUGGACGAAAUAAUAUUUCAUAAACUCUGGUUGGAGAAGCAACAGAGAGAUGAGGAGAGCGACAGCAGUAGAGAAGAGUAUUCCGAAGAUGAAGAUUCCGAUGUGAGGCAGCUUUUCCCGAAGUCGAAGAAAUCACCGGAACAUAAAGAACAUCGUGGAAUAAAUAAAGUUUCUAAGAACGAACCCCCGGAAUGGUUAGCCGUCUUUGUUGGAGUGUUCUUUGUUGCAGGGGUUGCCGGGAUAGCGUCCUACCAAGCUUACAGCUUAGAUUACAAAGAUCAACUUUCAAAUGUUGACAUUCAGCUGAAAGACAUGGCGCAUGACGCUCCUCCGUACGUGCCCGUUUACGACGGAAUUAAACUGCCAACGAAUUUGACACCAAAAGCUUAUGUUUUGUAUAUAUACCCGAACUUAAAAAAACGAACGUACAGGGGUCUGGUGAAGAUAUCUCUGUUCUGUCAUAACAGCACGAACAACAUUGUAUUGCAUUCAAACAAACAUAGAAUUAGCAAGGUGGAGUUAAAAGCGAGCGGCAAUGAUAACGCCGAUGUAAAGUUAAAAGAUACACUACGCAAUCGAAAGCGCGAAAUGUUGAUUCUGCAGGUGGAGAAAACACUUCAAGCGGGGCAGUCCUAUGAUUUGUUUAUUUCGUUUGAAAGCAAACUGACGUUCGAUCUCGGCCAUGGAAUCUACUUAAGUUAUUACAAGGAUGGAAAUGGCAAACAGCGUUUGAUGGUAUCAACCAAUUUCGAGCCGACGUCUGCAAGAAAUGCAUUUCCAUGUUUUGAUGAACCAGAACUAAAAGCCACCUUCAAAACCAUCAUUCUGCACCAAAAGGAGGGCUACGCGGCAGUGUCGAAUAUGCCAAUGGAAAAAGUGGUAACUUAUGGCGAUGACAAGGUGGAGACACAUUUUAAAGUUACACCAGUCAUGAGUACGUAUUUGGUCGUAUUCGCCGUGACCGAGUAUAAUUAUAGAGAAGUCAGAACGUCCCGAAACUUACCAAUUCGAGUGUACGCUCCCAGUGGUCGUUUGGCUGAAACUACAUUCGCUGCCACAGUGGCUCCGCUCUGUAUUGAUUAUUACGAAGAAAAGUUCGGUGUUAAAUUUUCGUUGCCUAAAUUAGACGUGGUUCCUAUCGCAACACUGUCAGCUGCCGCCGACGAGACGUGGGGUAUGAACAUCUUCGAGGAGACGUACUUACUUUAUAACGAAAACACGACAACAGUUUCCACUCUUGAGUACAUCGCCAAAACCAUCGCACAUGAAUUUUCACACCAGUGGUUUGGAGAUCUAGUCACGAUGAAAUGGUGGAACGAUCUAUGGCUGAAGGAAUCUUUUGCUGCCUAUCUCGAAUAUCUUCCCAUUCAAAAAUAUUAUCCAUCUUGGGACUUGCAAACAUCUUUUUAUUCCGAUAAUAUCCACACUGCACUAAACUUCGACUCCAGCAAGUUCACGCAUCCUAUAAAUUCCGAUGCACUAGAUCCUGACGAAUUGAGAACCACCUACGACGCGAUUACUUAUCAGAAGGGUGCGUCCGUGGUAGCCAUGCUGGGUGACUUUCUUGGUGAAAAAACAUUUUUGAAAGGUGUCAAUAUCUUUCUUACAAAAUAUCAGUACAGCAACGCAGAUGCAAAUCAGUUUUGGCAAACAAUGACUGAGGCGACCAAUUAUACUGUCGAUGUCGUCAAUUUCAUGAAUGCAUGGGUAAAGCAAAGUGGAUUUCCGUUAGUAACGGUCAAUCGGGAUAAACGUGCGGGGAGAUUUUCGCAACAUCGUUUUGCAAGCACGAACAGCACAACGUUGUGGCAUAUUCCGAUCAAAAUGAAAUGUGCAGAGAAUAAUGAUAUUUUUACUUACACUUUGUCUACAAGCGAAGAUUCAGUUGUCAUGUGUCAACCCGGGGCGUGGUAUAAAUUAAACUAUGGUGCAAGUGGGUUUUAUCGUGUGAAUUACGACGAGAACAACUGGAACAGUCUGUUAAAGCUUUUAAAUGAUAAUCACGAGACCCUUCCUGCAAUUGACCGUGCUAAUGUGUUAUCGGACAUCAUAGAGCUCGCCAUGUAUCGGUACCAUAACAUCAGCACUGCCUUGGACUUCACCCUGUACCUAAAUAAAGAACAACACUAUAUACCAUGGGGUAUAGGAGCAUCGAUAUUGUUUCACAUACGUUCGAUGUUUUAUGAAACUAAGUUGAAAGAUUGUGUGGAGAGCUAUCUUUUGAAGCAGGUCUCAACACCACUGGAAUUUUUGAACACACAGAAGAAACAUACACAUGUGCAGAAGCAUCUUAUUCGACUUUUGCUGGAUGUUGCCAUUUCGUUUCACAAGGAACCAAUCACGUCAGAGAUAAACAAUAUGUUUUUAAAAUGGGUGGUCAGCGGUGGAACCAACCAGUUAUCCGGGUCAAUCCGCGGAGUCGCAUUUAAAGCUGGUAUAAAGUACGGUCAAGUUUAUGAAUGGGACUAUCUCUUUAAAAGAUAUCAACAAGCUCACUCGAGUGAAGAACAGUUCUUGAUUUUGAGAAGCUUAGCGCUGACGAAAGAUAAACAUAUUCUCCAAAGAUAUGUGAACUUCACCUCGAAUGCGACAUUAAUCAACCCUGCACAUAAAGCAAAAGUGUUAACAUAUGUUUGUGAAAGCAAAGAAGGACGAGACAUUGCAUGGAGCGUAGCUAAGCGUGAAUGGCAUAACAUAUCAGCGAGUCAUAGCACCGAUUUAUCCGCCCUCAAGUUUUUGUUAAAUGCUUGCCUGUUGUCUUGCAACACUGAAGCUGAACUAAAAGAGACAAAGACAUUCUUUGAGAGUAUAGACACAAGUAAGAUUCGAUCGAUUACUGAACGGAUUUUGGAGAAAAUCGAACGAAACAUUGACUUCGUAAAACGAAAAGCAAAUAUCGAAAAUUGGUUCCAAAAACACGUCCCAAAAUGUCUAUAACUCUUAAAAAUUCGAAGUAAAUAUUUAGUUGGUAAAUUUAACUUUUAAUAUUUUUUUGGAAAUGAUAUUUUUUACGUUUACCUAUUCCGGGAUCUUUUUAAAGUCCACGAUUUUUAUACAGUAUCACCUUCAACUCUUUGUAACUUAUCUGAUAAUAUUUACAUCAUUAUUUUCUUUUUGUACUGUUUUUUAAAUCAGUUGAAAAACA
Molecule: messenger RNA, 3236 nt
Organism: Hydractinia symbiolongicarpus
Lineage: Eukaryota; Metazoa; Cnidaria; Hydrozoa; Anthoathecata; Hydractiniidae
Product: endoplasmic reticulum aminopeptidase 1-like
Exons: 19
Coding region: 5-3028 (1007 amino acids)
Biological process (GO): proteolysis; peptide catabolic process
Cellular component (GO): cytoplasm
Molecular function (GO): peptide binding; zinc ion binding; metalloaminopeptidase activity
Source: RefSeq, a predicted model, not a curated record